CUCUCCCAACCCUCAGACUGAAUCUCUAUCUCCCUCUUUCGAUUUCCAGCCACGGCAACCAGUGAUUGAAACUGUCUUUUUUCGUUGCGCGGUGAAAGGUUGCGUUGAUCCGCACUUUUCCCGGCGGUAAAACGGGGGGCAACAAAUAGAGCAGAUAACCAAACAAAACUUGGAUCUGUAACGUUAGCGUUUGCGUUCCGUAGCCAAAGCGGAACAUACCUCAAUCCCUCUUGUGAUUAUUUCCUCUUUUCUCUGGACGAGAAAAGGCUGUUGGAUUGGGUUCGAGCAGACGGGCUUUCUUACUUUUCAACGACGUGAUAUAAAAAGUUUAUAUGGUUUCAGCCUAAACGCGGAGGUCACAUUUUACAUGUAGGAAAAGCGACUAAUUCCAUUCUGCUGGUUGACUGGCACCAAUUCUAAAGUUAGUUCCCAGAUGCAGAGUAAACAAACACGGUUCGCAAGCGACGAAAGACAUUGCCUAUCCGUUCAAGUGUUUACUUAGAGACCUUUUGCGUCUUUAAUCUUUGGGAGUUUUGAGGAGACGGCUUGUUUUUGAGGAGCAGGGCUCGCUUCUCGAUGCACUGAACGAGGAGGAACGUCCCAUGUGCGGCUUUCACUCUUUUUGACAACCCUUCAGCCCGAGUUUCUCUGUGGUACAUCUCGCACAGCCAGACCCCUUGAACUUGGGAACAUUGUAUCACCUACCUGAAGCAAUCCUUCAUCACGUCUUACGUUUACAGUAAGUCUCACAUCGUGAGCCGUGACUGACGCUCAAAAUGGCUAACAACACUGCAGACCACCCACCGGGUAACUCGGUCACCGAGGUUGACCACGAUGGGGACUUUGGCUGCACGACAAUGAAUCUCCGUGACCUGAUGGAGCUCCGCUCUGGCGAUGCGGUCAACAAGAUUGCAGAAUGCUACGGAGACGUGCAAGGGAUCUGCCGCAGGCUCAAGACCUCACCUAUCGAGGGCCUCUCUGGUAACCCUGCUGAUUUGGAAAAGCGGCACACAUCAUUCGGUAAAAACUUCAUCCCCCCCAAGAAGCCAAAGACCUUUCUGCAGUUGGUAUGGGAGGCCCUGCAGGAUGUCACCCUCAUUAUUCUGGAGGUGGCAGCUAUUAUUUCUUUGGGCCUGUCCUUCUACCACCCACAAGGAGAAGGCAACGACAGCUGUGGCCAAGCAGCUGGUGGUGUUGAAGAUGAGGGUGAGGCCCAGGCAGGAUGGAUUGAAGGUGCUGCCAUCUUGUUUUCAGUCAUAAUCGUGGUGCUGGUGACGGCCUUCAAUGACUGGAGUAAAGAGAAACAGUUCCGUGGGCUGCAGAGUCGAAUAGAACAGGAACAGAAGUUUACAGUCAUUCGCAAGGGUCAGGUCAUCCAGAUCCCUGUUGCUGAGAUCGUGGUGGGAGAUAUCGCACAAAUCAAAUAUGGUGACCUUCUCCCAGCUGAUGGUAUCUUGAUCCAGGGUAAUGACCUGAAGAUAGAUGAAAGCUCUCUGACUGGGGAGGCUGAUCAUGUCCGCAAAUCUCUGGAGAAGGACCCCAUGCUCCUUUCCGGAACUCAUGUGAUGGAGGGAUCUGGCCGAAUGGUGGUCACUGCUGUGGGCCUGAAUUCUCAAACUGGAAUCAUUUUCACCCUCUUGGGCAGUGAGGAUGAGGAGAAGAAGGUGAAGAAAGGUAAAAAACAAGGACCCCCUGAAAAUCGCAACAAAGCUAAGACCCAGGAUGGGAUCGCCCUGGAGAUCCAACCUCUGAAGAGUGAGGAAGGUACAGAGUCCGAGGAGAAGGAGGAAAAGGAAGAAAAGGAGAAAAAGAAGGUCAACGUCACCAAGAAAGAAAAGUCUGUCCUUCAGGGCAAGCUGACUAGGCUAGCGGUUCAGAUUGGAAAAGCAGGUCUCAUCAUGUCUGCAUUGACCGUCAUUAUCCUAAUCCUUUACUUUGUAAUUGACACAUUUGGCAUCCAAGGUCGUGAGUGGACAGCAGAGUGUACACCCAUCUACAUUCAGUACUUUGUGAAGUUUUUCAUUAUUGGCGUGACUGUGCUGGUGGUGGCCGUGCCUGAGGGGCUACCUCUUGCUGUCACUAUCUCCCUGGCGUAUUCUGUCAAGAAAAUGAUGAAAGACAACAACCUAGUGAGGCAUCUGGAUGCCUGUGAGACCAUGGGUAAUGCCACUGCCAUCUGCUCUGAUAAAACUGGAACGCUGACUAUGAAUCGCAUGACGGUGGUGCAGGCUUACAUAGGUGACAAACACUAUAAAAGCGUUCCUGAACCAGAGGCCAUAAAUCCACAGACUCUGGAGAUACUGGUGAACAGCAUCUCCAUAAACUCAGCAUACACUACCAAGAUCCUGCCCCCAGAGAAGGAGGGAGGUCUGCCAAGGCACGUGGGUAAUAAGACAGAGUGUUCCCUUCUUGGUCUGGUGAUGAAUUUGAAGAGAGACUACCAGCCUAUUAGAGAUGAGAUUCCUGAGGAGAAGCUUUAUAAAGUGUACACAUUCAACUCCAGCCGGAAGAGUAUGAGCACCGUUCUAAAGAAUUCCAAUGGUCCCGGCUUCCGAAUGUACAGCAAGGGCGCCUCAGAGAUUCUCCUGCGCAAGUGUUCCCAUAUCCUUGAUGCUUCAGGCCAGCAACGUGUCUUCAAGGCCAAAGAUCGGGAUGAGAUGGUGGUGAAAGUUAUCGAGCCAAUGGCCUGUGACGGGCUAAGGACCAUUUGCAUAGCCAUGAGGGACUUCACAACCGAGCCAGACUGGGAAAACGAGGCUGACAUUCUGAAUGACCUGACCUGCAUUUGUGUUGUGGGCAUUGAAGACCCUGUCCGUCCUGAGGUUCCUGAGGCUAUUGCUAAAUGUCAGCGAGCAGGCAUCACAGUCCGCAUGGUCACUGGAGACAACAUAAACACGGCUCGUGCCAUUGCCACCAAAUGUGGAAUCCUUUUGCCUGGAGAGGACUUUCUGUGUAUGGAGGGCAAAGACUUCAACCAGCAAAUUCGUAAUGACAAAGGAGAGGUUGAGCAAGAGCGUCUCGACAAGGUCUGGCCCAAACUGCGUGUUCUUGCUCGUUCUUCCCCAACAGAUAAACACACUUUGGUUAAAGGCAUCAUUGACAGCACAGUUGGAGAAACAAGACAGGUGGUGGCUGUGACUGGAGACGGCACUAACGACGGCCCUGCCCUUAAAAAAGCAGAUGUUGGCUUUGCUAUGGGAAUUGCAGGGACAGAUGUUGCAAAGGAGGCCUCUGACAUCAUCCUUACCGAUGAUAACUUCACCAGUAUCGUCAAAGCUGUGAUGUGGGGGCGUAAUGUCUAUGACAGCAUCUCUAAAUUUCUGCAGUUUCAACUGACUGUCAAUGUGGUGGCUGUAAUUGUUGCCUUCACUGGGGCCUGCAUCACACAGGACUCUCCACUUAAAGCCGUUCAGAUGUUGUGGGUAAAUCUCAUUAUGGACACCCUGGCUUCUUUGGCUCUGGCAACGGAACCCCCAACAGAAUCGCUCCUACUGAGAAGACCUUACGGCCGGAACAAACCACUCAUUUCCAGGACUAUGAUGAAGAAUAUAUUAGGUCAUGCCGUUUACCAGCUUAUCAUCACAUUUACUCUUCUCUUUGCUGGUGAGAAGUUCUUUAGCAUUGAUAGCGGCCGGAACUCCCCUCUCCACUCCCCGCCGUCUGAACACUACACCAUAAUUUUCAACGUCUUUGUCAUGAUGCAGCUCUUCAACGAAAUCAAUGCCCGCAAGAUCCACGGAGAGAGGAACGUGUUUGAGGGAAUCUAUCGGAAUCCCAUUUUCUGCCUCGUCGUACUGGGAACCUUUGCUCUGCAGAUCAUCAUUGUGCAGUUUGGAGGGAAGCCGUUCUCUUGCACAGCCCUCACCCUCGAUCAGUGGCUCUGGUGUGUGUUCAUCGGGGUCGGUGAGCUGCUCUGGGGACAGUUCGUCACUGCCGUCCCUACCCACCGCCUCAAGUUCCUGAAGGAGGCUGGUCACGGAAUCCCCAAAGAGGACAUCACUAAUGAGGUGCUAACCGAAGGUGCUGAUGAAAUUGACCACGCUGAGAUGGAGAUGCGCAGGGGACAGAUUCUGUGGUUCAGAGGACUCAACCGUAUCCAGACUCAGAUGGAUGUGGUUUAUACAUUCCAGACUGGCCAAACGGCGGUGCCUGGGGCCCUGCGUCGCCAGCCCUCCGUGGUCAGCCAGCAAAACGACAUUAAGGUGGUGAACGCAUUCCGUAGCUCCUUGUACGAGGGCCUAGAGAAGCCAGAAUCCAGAAGCUCCAUUCAUAACUUCAUGUCCCAACCUGGGUUUGUACCCCUCUCCGAGGAGGAACACCGCAUCCCCACGAUAGACGAGAGCUGUGUAGAGGUCGAGCUGCUCCCCUCCUCUUCCAGAAAUGGAGGUGGCGGCGAACCCCCUGGCCGCUCUCUUCACAGCCUGGAAUUCUCCAUGUGAUCCUCCACGCUCCAGUGCAACUGCCCCAAAAUCCUCGUCUUUUUUUUGUUCUGUAUUAAAACCUGUGCAUCACUUUACCGGUGGAGCCCUGCUGAUACACAUCUGAGAGACAGCAGCACCUAUAGCAGCUGAUGGGGCGGUCAUGGUCCCUUUCUCCUCCCCUCCAUCUCCCCCACCCCUCUGCCCCUCUCGACUUGCACUGUGUCGGCGGCGGCAGCAGCAGCAGCAGCAGCGCUCUGUAAGUAAAUGCGGCUGUCCUGCAGCCCAUGUGACACAUGGCCUAACCUACACACUAGGGGGCGAUGCUGUGGCAAACGCCCUCUCUCAGCCCGUCACUGACAUUUUUAUCUCUUCUACAGUUGUGAUUUUUCUCAUUUUUAUAUUAUGUCUCUGGUCUUGUGUAAUGCUGUAAUCACUUAUGUUAUUUGUCCCUGGACUCUCAUUUACAUAGUUUUUGUUUGUUUUUGUUUUUUUGCUGAUACAGCUGAUUGUGUUCAUCAUGCACUAAAUUGCUGUUUAAAUAGAUUUCUUUUCUCUCUCAAUUCGCUCUAAGGUGUAUUGAAAAACACGGCAGUGAAGUUACCCAUGUUCUUUCAGUUUUUAAAAUGAUUUUAUGCUCGAUGGACAUUUUAAGUAGUUCAGACACACUACAUUCUUGUCAUGUUUUCAGACAUCGUCCUCAUUUUGGGUGUUCUGUCACUUUAUAUGUACAGAUGUGAGGCUGCUAUAGUGAACGUUAGCAGAAUGAAAGACUAUAAUAAACUUAUUUGAAAGCUAUGAGUUUAGAAUACCUGAUUGGCUCUUAAGGGGCUAGGGAGGUUCAUCCAACACAUCUCAUCGAAAUCACACCCACUGGGCAUCUCUAGUCUCUUGUAAAUGCUAACUGACCAAGUACUUUAUCAAAGGUACAGCACCUCGCCAUAGUGUGCAUGUAUCUGUCUUUAGGUUCAUCUGUGUCUAUUUGUAUAGGAAUGGGAAUUGUAAUGCUAAUCUUUCUGGGAUUACGACUAAUAACUAGAAUUUUCCUUUUACUUGUUUCCGCUAUAAAAAAAAAAAUAAUGCGAUAGUAGUGAUUCUGUAUGGGUGUACCUUCAAAUCCAAACUUUUUUCUCACCUCAGUUCUGCAGUUAGGUGUUCUCCUUGUUAUCCAACAUCAGGCUGCUCCACGUUACGCAGACAGCACUGAUGGAACUCCAAAAUCCCAUCCUUGAGUUUAGCCGUGAGAGUAAUGGUACUGCACGUAGUAAGCAUGCUUUUGCUAUUUAAAAAAAAAAAGGAAAGAAAACACUCACACACACACACACCAUAGCAUGCAGCUAGGGCCUCAGUUGGACUCUCUGAGCUCUGUUGAAACCUGUAUGACAAACUAGAUCGGACUGUUUUCAUAAAAGUGCGGCCUCGACGGCAUGUGCUUUUUAUUAGAUGAAACAUACUACUGCCACAGACCAACCUUCCGCUCAUACCAGUCUAGGUUAAAUGGAUUCCUCCAAUUACACCUUUUUCUACUUGCUCAGAGCCAUAUUUUAUAGAUUGUUCUUUUAUAUCCCAUUGUUUUUGCAGUUUAUUUUGUAUUUUAACCAAAUUCACUGCCUAAAGAUUAAAAAGGGGUAAAACUAGAUUAAAAAAACAACAAAAAAAACUAGAUGGACCACUUUAAUGUUUACGGAGCGGUUCCACGGCAGUCGGCUAAUGCUGCACGUCCCCCUACUGGCAGUUUUUGUUAUCUCGCUUAAGUGGAACAUGGUAUGUUAUUGUGGGGAGGCAUGCAUGAAUUUCAUAUAAAACUCAAUGUUUUGUUCCUUUUUUACAAUUGUUCUGUAUUUUUAUAUUAAGUACUUUUUAAUAUUUUGGAAAAAAUCUAUAUAAAUAUAGGUGUAUAGGCCGGAGAGUUUGGUGACAUGACAAAUUAGUUAAAUAAGCAGUUGAGUACAUAUUGCAGUUAUAAAUAGAUAUAAAUAUUUAUGCCACGUUUGUAACCACAUGCGGUGUCAGAUUCGAUGUCCGAGCUGAGAAAGUUGCGUGUUUACUGUAAAGUCAAGGGGUCUGGUCGAGUUAUCCCGAAUUGUGUACUCAAAACCUGCAGCCACAGAUAGAUGUGCUGGCCGUACAAAGUCUUUAAAAUAUAUUAUUUGCCACCUAAUUAGAAUCUAUUAGACUAGAGUGUUCUUUUAGGCUGAAAAAAUCGUAGUUUAUUUUCUGUGCGAUUUCCGAAUGACCCAUUAAAGUGGCAAAGAGUCGGUUAUGGAAAAUAAUUGAGAUUAUUAUUCUCUGUUGUCAUUUUUAACUUCGUUUUUUUUUUUUUUUUUUUUUUUUUUGUCAUACUCUGGAUACAAAUUAAGUAUACACGCACUGUAUGUUACACAAAAUGGAUUUGACUUCAUGUGGAAGCAGUCAAAUGUUUUCUGUUUAGAGCUUUAUAUAAAUUCUGCCAAAGUGUUGCUUUGUACAGUCAGUUCUGCAAUUGUUCUUGUUCAUUUAGAAUAAUUUAUAACUGGAUUUCAUCCUUAUUUGAAUCCCUAAUGUUUUUUUUUUUCCCCUCCAGGAUCUGAAAUAAUGCCCCCUUCCAUUUCAUUUCUUCAUUGCUUGGACAUGAUUGAUGUAGAAAAAAGGGGAAAAUUAUAAAAUUGUCUUUCUUUUUUUUUUUUUUUUUUUUGGUUCACUUUAAUAGCUUUUUAGAACAAUUUCUGUUAUUGCACACGUUUCUCAUGCAUUGUGUAAACCGAGAGUCGCUUCAAGGUGCUGUGCAAUAACUGAAUUUUAUCGCAUUACUUACUCUACUGAAGUUGUCUGACAGUUCUUGUUUGUUUGUUUGUUUGUUCGGGAGGUAAUGAUUCACCACAGCUGUAAAUAAAAGAUUGUGUUUCAAAACUGGAAUAUAACAUUAAGUUAUAACCACUUAUUUUGCAUAUACAUCUGAUGUUGAGUGAAAUUAAAAUUGUAUUUGAUUGUGGGGGGAAAGCAGUCAAGAGAACAUCCGAUUUCUGUAAUUCAAAUGAAACAGUAUUAUACACUGGUGUUAUUUUUGUAUAAACAUAAUAUCAUCUAUGUGGCAUGCAUUACUUAUAAACAAAUUGGUGGUUCAAAGCAAUAUGUACAAUCUGGUGCGAUUGGUAUUUUUAAUGUCCUGUGUAGCUUAAACCAUGCUGUACUUAGGGGAAAAAACUGCAUUGGAAAGUAAUCGUAAUUGUUCAAUAUAUGUGUUCAAUGUUCUGCAUGAUUACAUAUGGAAUGGGCUGUCCCCAAAUGUUUGUUUCCAGAAUGAAUGUGACGAGAACACACACUCACACAUUAUCAAUAGACUCUGCAAAGGAAACACACACUGACUCGAUGCCAUUUCAUAGAAGAAUGUUCUGUCACGAGGAAAUGAAAGCGUCUCGUUCUUGUCUAGACCUCAUGGGAGAGCACUGCUCCAUUUAAAUUUCCUAAUUACUGGGGGUGUGGGAAUUGGGGAAUGACUGCCAGAGUAUGUGCUUGAAAGAUCUCUAGUCUUAUUUUUACCAGUUACGCUUGGCUUUGGCUUCGUUUCGUUACUUUUAUAGCCAUGAGCCGUGGCUGUAGAUUGAACUGCCUAAUUGCAGAGUGGUACGAGCUUUGAUGUUCCAUCACCUUGUUGUGUGGGUUACAAACUCCUUCCAGACAGCUCACUCUCAUCCAUGCAUGAUCCAUCAAAGAUGAAAGACGCUAGCGCAGUAAAGCUGAAGGACUUGCAUUUUCAAGGUAGGCUACAGUUGUACUCGAGUCCCCAUUUCACUUUCCUGAAAUGCACUGAUUCCCUUUACUGUCUUUAUUCCCACCCUUUUCCUCUAAUUGAGGGCUUUGAGAAAGAGAGAGAGAGAGCAUUGUUUAAUAAACUUAUCUAAGAUUUAGUUGCUUACAUCGGCCAAUGAACGUGUAGUCUCGCAUUCGACAUCGCAGCUCAUUUGUUAAUGCUAAUUUUUCUUGGUAUUUAUUGUGAAUGUGAGGAUUCAUCAGAAUCAUGCCAUAACUAUUUGGGGCUUUUCAACUGGGGCUUCUGUGGUACAUUUAAUAGCUUUGCUGAAGAAGGAUAAGGGCUUUGGGUAGUAGUAGUAGAGGACAAAAUGUUUACAGAAAUGGAAUGGUUUGUGGUUUUUACUAGGAUCACAGAAGUGCCAAUGGACCACAUGGACAGCCUGCACCACUGUGUCUGAUUUAGUUCAGAGUAACUUAUUACAAAUUAGCAAACUGUGUCUGAUAAUUGGCUAUUGGAAAGUGUGGCGGCCUUAAUUGAUUCUGACUGAAAGUGAAUCUGAUUUACGUUUAUUUUAAAUAAUUUGAUAUCAAAUGUUGACGGGUUAAUCUAAAAAGCCUCAUGCUCUGUGUCCUGUCUGUUUACAUUCUCUUUAGAUGACAGAAUGUGCUCACCUAAUGUAAUGUAGAUUUAAGGGCUAUACUGUGACAGUAUAGGGAAUAUACUGUUACUGAAUCUGUGUCCAACGAUGAGAAGUUGACCCAACAUGUUCUUGAUUGAAAUUAGUGCACAUUUAUUUGGUUUGUUUUCCAUCAUCAAAGUGUGAAGUGAGCUUAUUUUGAUCCAUGCUGUAUUCAUGUAAAGUUGACCCAGCUGUGUCAACCUUCAUGCUGCAUGAUGGGAAAAAAAAUCACCAUAAGCAGUUCAAUUGUCAUUUUAUUAAUUGUCAGUGUGCAUUAAUUGUCAAUGUGCGCUUGGAUUUAGAAAACAAUGUGUGUGUGUGUGUUUGAAAAGAAGAUCUUUCUUUUCAAAGAUCAUGAACCGUGUCUACAGUCAGUGUGUGUUUUAAUUGGCGGGGUAGAAAAUUCCGAUUUUGUUUAGCCCUCCUUUUGUGAGAAUCGCUAUCAUGCUGAAAUAUCAGUUUAGCUUGCUUCAAACUAUGCAACAGAUUCAUUGGAUUAAAACGAUACAUUUUCAUUUUAUCAGGUGUCAUAACAAUGCUCUCUCUCUCUCUCUCUCUCUCUCUCUCUCUCUCUCUUUUCCUGUUUUUCUCUAUACUCUUGCUUUCUUUUGUCAAAGUGAAUUCAGUCAUGCCCAUAUUUCAUCACUUUAUACUAACUCAAGUGUAUUAUCUAUGUAAUGUAUGUGUGUGAUGUGCACACAUUCAAGAUUUCAUUACUUUUUUGUAAGAUAUGAUGAUGUGGAAUGCCUUGUUCUUUAUGUCCUGUCGUUUCAAUUUAACUAAAAAAA
Molecule: messenger RNA, 9618 nt
Organism: Pimephales promelas (fathead minnow)
Lineage: Eukaryota; Metazoa; Chordata; Actinopteri; Cypriniformes; Leuciscidae
Source: RefSeq, a predicted model, not a curated record